Bathycoccus prasinos is the source of this 2769-nucleotide messenger RNA. RefSeq lists its product with no specific name. Gene Ontology annotation, biological process: ribosome biogenesis. Bases 1 to 2769 code for a protein of 922 amino acids. NCBI's taxonomy places the organism in Eukaryota, Viridiplantae, Chlorophyta, Mamiellophyceae, Mamiellales, Bathycoccaceae. Gene Ontology annotation, molecular function: RNA helicase activity; ATP binding; nucleic acid binding. The record is from RefSeq and is a predicted model, not a curated record. Gene Ontology annotation, cellular component: nucleus. The transcript has a single exon.
AUGCCGGACGACGACAACGACGAUGAGUUGUUAACUCUGAACAUCGCCGGCGCCUCUUCUUCUUCCGACGUUGGCGAGGACGAUAGAAGUCGUGGUGGUGGUCCUAAAGGUAAUCCGCGCAAGCGAACCGUCGCUCGAGGGAAGAAAAAAUGGCAAGGCGGGAAAGAGAAGCGGCGGGGAAACGGUGAUGCAGUCGGAGGAGGAAACGGGGAGCGAAGAAGAAGAAACGACGACGACAUGAACGAAAAGAGAGGAGGAAAAGGAGGCGUCAAAGAGACGACGACGACGAUAAACAGAACAGGGCGGAAACGACUCGUUCUCGACACCCGAGCAGAGGAGGAAAAGGAGGAAAAGGGGAAAGGUGGCGGCGGCGUUUCCACUUGGGUGAAGAAACCAAAGACGAUUCAGACGACGACGAAAAGUAAGAACGGAGAGGACGAAAGAGAAGAAGAAGAAAUGACGGCCAAGGAGAGGUUCUUGAAAAACUCUCGAGAACACAAGGAGAAGUUGUUGCUGAACAACGCGGGAAAAUCAUCGAAAGAGAAGAUGAGCGAAUUGGUGGAAGUUGAGAAAAUGGAAAACGAGAGCGGCGACGAGGAAGAAGAGGCGUUUAAUCCCGCAGAUUGGGCGAAUUUGAUGAAGAAAGCGACGAGGAAAGACGAAGAUGACGAUAACGGUGAGUCAAAAGAGGAAAAGAGGAACGGAGAGAAUAAGAACGAGAAGAGAGACGCGGCGCCGCAUCGGGAUCGGGUGUUUGAUAGCAACGCGACGACUGCGAAGUCGUUCGCCGAGCUCGGCGUUCCGGAGACGCUGAUUAAAGUCAUGUCUGAGUCUGUGGAUUUACAAUUUACGACGCCAACUUUGGUACAACAGUUGGCAGUGCCGUCGAUUUUAGCCGGGAAGGACUGCUACGUUCGAGCGGAAACCGGGAGCGGUAAGACGUUGGCCUACGUUUUACCGAUAGUUAUUAGUUUAGGAGUAGCGAAGCCUAGAAUCGAGAGGAAAGAUGGAACGAGAGCGUUGAUUAUCGUGCCAACGAGAGAGUUGUCCACGCAAGUUUCUUCAUUUAUCGAGAAAUUAUCGAAACCGUACCAUUGGAUUGCCACCGGAUCGGUUCACGGCGGCGAAAACAGAGCGAAGGAGAAGGCAAAGUUGAGAAAAGGGUGCGUCGUGUUAUCCGCCACCCCGGGGAGACUGUUAGAUCACUUGCAAAAUACUGCCGCUUUUGUAUUCGUGAAUGUCAGUUUUGUCGUUUUUGACGAAGCCGAUCGCGUUUUAGAUUUAGGAUUCGAGAAGGAUAUCGACGCUAUUUUAGAUAUCAUCGAGCGAACGAAAAAGGAAGCGCGGGCGGCGUCGGCGUCGCCUCCAUUUUCACAAAUGACGUUGCUAUCGGCUACUUUGACGCCAGGCACAGACCGUUUGCGAAUGAAAAUGCAAAAUGCGGUGACAGUGGACGUUAACCCAGAAGCUGAUCGCGAGAUUGAGUUUGUUCAAGGAGAGGACGACAACGAGAACGACGAGGACGAAGAAGGGUUGAUGAAAGCAAUGGCGAGAGCUUCCGGGAGAGCAGUUGAUGGCGACGAUGGGAAGAAUAGAAAGAUUCGCGUGCCUUCACAGCUCACGCAUACUAUAUUUGAAACGCCACCGAAAUGUCGAAUGGCAGCUAUCGCCGGUUUACUCGCCGGAUGGGCGAUGUCUGAUUUGAACAAAGUCAUCGUGUUCCUCGCGAGCAGAGAGUCCGUUGAGUAUCACUACGAAAUCUUGUCCUGGUUAGCUGGGCAGAAGAACGACGGAGAAAACGAUGAAGAAAACGACAGCAGCAGCAGCAGUAGCAGCAGUAGUAGUAGCAGUGGCAGCGCGAGCGGUGAAAGCGAUUCAGACGACGAUUCGGACGAUUCGGACGAUUCGGACGACGACACCGACGCAAAGAAGAAGAAGGAGAAGAAGAAGAAGAAAAAGAGCAAUAAAAAGAGAGGAAGCGGCCUCUACGAAGUCUUUCGUUUACACGGCGCACAAAAACAAUCCGAGCGUCAAAAGACAGUCUCUAGAUUCCAGUCCCAAAAAAGAGGCGUCCUUUUGUGCACCGAUGUCGGCGCUCGCGGUUUAGAUUUCGACAACGUCGGCGCGACUGUGCAAGUUGACCCUCCGGCGGACUCGAAAACGUACGCGCACAGAGUCGGUCGAGCCGCGCGUCUAGGCAACGACGGCGAAGCCGUUCUUUUCCUCGGUCCAAAAGAAUUGGAAUUCGAAGACACGUUAAAAGAAGAUAUCGAAGAUCUCACGUUUUCAAAGGCAAAGUUAGGGGCUGUUUUGGACGUUCUCGCGCAAACAACCAUGCGCAAAUAUUGCGGCAACAACAAGAAUCCUUCCUCGCGAAACAACCCAACGGAGCACAUCGCGGUCAAAGCGUUGCUUUCCGCCGCGGAACGAAAGAUGCAAUCCGACCCAAGUCUCAAAUCUCGCGCCGAAGACGCCUUCCGCUCCCACGUCCGAGCCGUCGCCGCCUACCCGUCUGCGCUCAAACACAUCUUCCACGUCAAACGCUUACACCUCGGCCACGUCGCCGGCGCGUUCGCUCUCCGCGAAGCGCCAAUCUUGGUCGGUAAAAAAGGCUCCGCCGCGUUUUCCAACGCCAAAAAGCUCGAUAAAGUCACCACCGAGCGUAAAAAGAGAGAAAAAGAGAGUCAAACGAGGAAGAAACGCCUGCUCCGAAAGUUGGCGACGAAUCCCAGUAAACGAGGUCACGCCCCCGUCGGCGGUCAGAUGUAA